This is a messenger RNA of Coregonus sp. 'balchen', 22109 nucleotides long. The record is from the annotation of a GenBank genome assembly. NCBI's taxonomy places the organism in Eukaryota, Metazoa, Chordata, Actinopteri, Salmoniformes, Salmonidae.
AUCUUUUGCAACACUUCCUCUAAUUGUCAAGAUGACCGACUUGCUGUCCGUGGUGUCGGAGGCGGAGAGGAACUCCUUUCCAACCGUCUCUCAGCUCUCGGAAAACGGUCAGGACAGAACCCACUUUCUAGCCUAUUUUAUUGUACUGUAGAAAAUAUACGCUAAUAUAUAGCCCACCUUGCUGCAUCAUAACAACACCUAGGCUAUGCGCAUUUGUUUGCAAACUUUGUGCAAUUUACAAUCAAGGUGUGCAUGUCAUUUGAUUUAUGCUACAUUUUUUAAGCAUUUAGCUAUAUAAGCUAUUUUUAUUUUCUGAAAAUCGGUCUGAAAAUGUUCCCCUUUAUUCCAGACGUUGACAGCAUUUGGUCAAACGUGUCAUCUUUCGUGGAGAGACAGAUGACCUUGCAAAAGGUGAGAGCACUUCAGAAAGUAGCUAUAGCCAUAGUCAGUGGUCAGUCAGUUCAGCUAAACCUAGCAUAUGGCAAAGUAGGAUUUUUUUAGGAGGUUGAAGCACAUUUACUGCAUUUCAUUUAAAAACUCUAAAAUGCUAAUUGAAGAAUAGCAAAAACAAACUAAAUGACAUCAGACAUUAAUUAUCACCACAAUAUCAGGUUUGAAGGUCUGUGGAAAGGCCAUUAAUUAUCACCGCAAUAUCAGGUUUAAAGGUCUGUGGAACGGCCAUUAAUUAUCACAGCAAUAUCAGGUUUAAAGGUCUGUGGAAUGGCCAUUAAUUAUCACAGCAAUAUCAGGUUUAAAGGUCCGUGGAACCGCCAUUAAUUAUCACAGCAAUAUCAGGUUUAAAGGUCUGUGGAAUGGCCAUUAAUUAUCACCAGCAAUAUCAGGUUUAAAGGUCUGUGGAACGCCAUUAAUUAUCACUGCAAUAUCAGGUUUAAAGGUCUCAAGUAAAAGUGAAAGUCACCCAGUAAAAUACUACUUGAGUAAAAGUCUAAAAUAUUUGGUUUUAAAUAUAGUUAAGUAUGAAAAGUAAAUGUAAUUGCUAAAAUAUACUUAAGUAUCAAAAGUAAAAGUAAAAGUAUAACUCAUUUUACAUUCCUUAUAUUAAGCAAACCAGAGGGCACCAUUUUCUUGUUUUAUUAUUUUACGGAUAGCCAGGGGCACACUCCAACACUCAGACAUAAUUUACAAUUGAAGCAUUUGUGUUUAGUGAGUCCGCCAGAUCAGAGACAGUUGGGAUGACCAGGGAUGUUCUCUUAAUAAGUGUGUGAAUUGGAAAAAAUGUCUGUCCUGCUAAGCAUUCGAAAUGUAACUAGUACUUUUGGGUGUCAGGGAAAAUGUAUGGAGUAAAAAGUACAUUAUUUUCUUUAGGAAUGUAGUGGAGUAAAAGUAAAAGUUGUCAAAAAUAUGAAUAGUAAAGUAAAGUACAGAUACCCCCCAAAAACGACUUAAGUACUACUUUAAAGUAUUUUUACUUAAGUACUUUACUCCACUGGCAUUGAAAUAAAAGGCAUAGCCUACAUCAGACUUACUUACAGUAGGCUUACAAUCGACAGGGACGCAUGAAGAGAAACUCGACUAAAGAAUGACGAAAAUCACGAAAUACAAAAGGAAAAUCUACACAUGCCUUUUUAAAGGGCGCUAAGGCCACGCCCGUGAUUCAGCACCGCUGAAUGGACAGCGCCUCGGUACAGGCAUUGUGGAGCUCCGUGACGUGGUGAUGAAUGGACAGCGCCUCUGUCUAGCAGCCAGCUACAGUGCAUUCGGAAAGUAUUCCGACCCCUUCCCUUUUUCCACAUUUUGUUACAUUACAGCCUUAAUCUAAAAUGGAUUAGAUAUUUUUUUUCUCAUCAGUCUACACACAAUACCCCAUAAUGACAAAGCAAAAACAGAAAUAUCUUAUUUACAUAUGAAUUCAGAAACUUUGCUAUGAGACUCGAAAUUGAGCUCAGGUGCAUCCUGUUUCCAUUGAUGAUCCUUGAGAUGUUUCUACAACUUGAUUGGAGUCCACCUGUGGUAAAUUAAAUUGAUUGGACAUGAUUUGUAAAGGCACACACCUGUCCAUAUAAGGUCCCACAGUUGACAGUGCAUGUCAGAGCAAAAACCAAGCCAUGAGGUCGAAGGAAUUGUCCGUAGAGCUCCGAGACAGGAUUGUGUCUAGGCACAGAUCUGGGGAAGGGUACCAAAAAAUGUCUGCAGCAUUGAAGGUCCCCAAGAACACAGUGGCCUCCAUCAUUCUUAAAUGGAAGAAGUUUGGAACCACCAAGACUCUUCCUAGAGCUGGCCGCCCAGCCAAACUGAGCAAUUGGGGGAGAAGGGCCUUGGUCAGGGAGGUGACCAAGAACCCGAUGGUCACUCUGACAGAGCUCCAGAGUUCCUCUGUAGAGAUGGGAGAACCUUCCAGAAGGACAACUAUCUCUGCAGCACUCCACCAAUCAGGCCUUUAUGGUAUAGUGGCCAGACGGAAGCCACUCCUCAGUAAAAGACACAUGACAGCCCGCUUGGAGUUUGCCAAAAGGCACCUAAAGGACUCUCAGACCAUGAGAAAUAAGAUUCUCUGGUCUGAUGAAACCAAGAUUGAACAUUUUGGCCUGAAUACCAAGCGUCACGUCUGGAGGAAACCUGGCACCAUCCCUACGGUGAAGCAUGGUGGUGGCAGCAUCAUGCUGUGGGGAUGUUUUUCUGGGAGACUAGUCAGGAUCGAGGGAAAGAUGAACGGAGCAAAGUUCAGAAAGAUCCUUGAUGAAAACCUGUUCCAGAGCGCUCAGGACCUCAGACUGGGGCGAAGGUUCACCUUCCAACAGGACAACUACCCUAAGUACACAGCCAAGACAACGCAGGAGUGGCUUCGGGACAAGUGACUGAAUGUCCUUGAGUGAUUCAGCCAGAGCCCUGACUUGAACCCGAUCGAACAUCUCUGGAGAGACCUAAAAAUAGCUGUGCAGUGACGCUCCCCAUCCAACCUGACCGAGCUUGAGAGGAUCUGCAGAGAAGAAUGGGAGAAACUCCCCAAAUACAGGUGUGCCAAGCUUCUAGCAUCAUACCCAAGAAGACUCGAGGCUGUAAUCGCUGCCAAAGGUGCUUCAACAAAGUACUGAGUGAAGGGUCUGAAUACUUAUGUAAAUGUAAUAUUUCAGUUAAAAAUAUAUAAAUUGGCAAACAUUUCUAAAAACCUGUUUUUGCUUUGUCAUUAUGGGGUAUUGUGUGUGGAUUGAUGAGGGAAAUGUAAUCAAUUUUAGAAUAAGGCUGUAAUGUAACAAAAUCUGGAACAGGUCUGAAUACUUUCCGAAUGCACUGAAUGUAAUUAUUUCGUUUGUGGGCAGUUCGAAGUGUUUUGGGCACAGUUAGAUAGCCUACAAUGCAUAUAUGAAAAUCAUAACUGGUACGCAGAUCUUUAGAAAUGGUAGGAUCAAUUGUAAAUUGGCGCUCCACAUGAAAAAGGUUUGCCGAUCCCCGCUAUAGGCUGUAUGAAGCCACCCUUGUGGAACGGCGAGGCCUACAGUGUACCAUGACAGUGUCAUUGUCUCGUGUGCUUCCCACCAACAUUGUCUCGUUGCGUUGCAUUCAGAGAUGUUCCUCAUGUGUGCGCCCAGUUCAUUUUUGCAUUUUAAUUCAUCGCCAGGGAAGGGAAACAUUCUGCGAAUAUUGAAACAUUGUAUCAACAAGGGGGCUCCGAGAAUAUUGAUUGCAACGUAGUAGCCAAAGAAGGGGCCGCUCCCGCAUUUUCCCUCCCGUGAACUAUUAUGUUGCUUGAGCAGUUGGAUUAUCUGGGUGUUUAUUAUAGUUAAAAAACAACCUUACAUCUUCACUAUAGCUAAAUAAGUUAGCAAUAUUUAAUGACGUUUUGCCAACAAGAUGGAUCUGUAAAAAUAUCUCAUUUUAAUUGAGGAAGAUGGACAAGCAAGAUUGAUAGAGUGAGAGGUGGAAAUGCAUGAUUCCAGAGGCAGGUAGGCUACAGGAAGGGACGAUGAAGUAGGUCUACAGCAAGACGUUAUGUCAAUUAUCAUUCACUCACUGUAUGACAAUGUACAUUUGUUAUAGCCUACAAUUGUUAUUGUCUUUGAAGCCAAUAACAGGACAUGUAUUUUAGGGAAAUGCUCUAAAUAACAAGUUGUUCAGUUGUGUUUAUUUUCAUAGCAAUACAUGAAACCAAAAUUGCACUAGCCUACAGGGCAAAUGAAUACAAAUAUCAAUUAGGCCUACAACUAUCACAGCCUAUAUUUUAAUAGCAAUAAAAUAGCUUUUGAUUUCGAAUGGUCACCAAAAAAACGACGGCUCCCUCACCUCCCAAUUCCCAAUUCAAUUAACCCCUGGCUAUCAGAUUACAACAAGGCUUACAAGGCCGAGUUCAAAUGCCGACAUCAAUCUCAAAGCAAUCGGCGCACUGCCUAAACGGCUGACUGGCAAAGAAAACGGGCACUGUCUCUGCUUUCUGAAAGUGAGAGGAAAAGGGCACAGGGUGCCAGCUGCUCUCUGAGCGAUGCUAGUCAGCCAGUAAAGCCAGCCAGUCAGCCAAUACGGUAAACAGCUGUUGCAUUUUAAUUGGGAUUGGAAUGAUUUCAGUCAACUCUUUUUGUUGUUGCUUACUUUACAUUUUUGGUAUUGUAUUGUGUGUGUGUGUGUAUUGUGUGUGUGUAUUGUGUGAGUGUGUAUUGUGUGAGUGUGUAUUGUGUGUGUGUGUGUAUUAUGUGUGUGUGUGUGUGUGUUGUGUGAUUGUGUAUUGUGUGAGUGUGUAUUGCGUGAGUGUGUAUUGUGUGUGUGUAAUAUGUGUGUGUGUGUGUGUGUAUUGUGUGUGUGUGUAUUGUGUGUAUUGUGUGUGUGUGUAUUAUGUGUGUGUGUAUGUGUAUUAUGUGUGUGUGUGUGUGUGUGUAUUGUAUGUGUGUGUGUGUAUUGUAUGUGUGUGUGUAUUGUGUGUGUGUGUAUUGUGUGUGUGUGUUUGUGUGUGUUGUGUUGUGUGUGUGUGUGUGUAUUGUGUGUGUGUGUAUUGUGUGUGUGUGUAUUAUGUGUGUGUGUGUGUGUAUUAUGUGUGUGUGUGUAUGUGUGUGUGUAUUGUGUGUGUGUGUGUGUAUUAUGUGUGUGUGUGUAUUGUGUGUGUGUGUAUAAUGUGUGUGUGUAUUAUGUGUGUAUUGUGUGUGUGUGUAUUGUGUGUGUGUGUAUUGUGUGUGUGUGUGUAUAUUAUGUGUGUGUAUUGUGUGUGAGUGUGUAUUGUGUGUGUGUGUGUGUAUUGUGUGUGGCGACUCCCCUGGUCAUAGAGGAUGACUAUAAACUCUGAAAUUGGACUAUUUUACAUGUAACAUAGAUUUGAAGCUGGCAACUAUUCUAUGGCCUGAUUUUCAGUGAGAUUAAGAAAUCUUUCAGCUCUGAGGAAAGUUAGGCUAGGCAUUAGGAAAGUGAACAUGACAUAUCAUAAAUAGUAGAGGCGUUACCAUGACGUCCUUCAGCUAUAGUCAUCAUCAGGUCUAGGAGAACUGGUUGAGAACUUGUUGUUUGUGUCUGUCUGUCUGUCUGUCUGUCUGUCUGUCUGUCUGUCCAGGGGGUCUACAUCCCAGGCCUGGGAACCUUCACCUUCUCUCAGCAGAAGCUGGACGUAGGCAACAAGUUUGUUUUGAUCCAGCGACCCAUCUUCCUGCUCUCUGAGAAGCUGUCCCAGUCACACGGCCUCAAGCAGGUCAAACCGCUGUCUGCAGGUGAGUGGCGAUGGGCCAAGCACACACACACACACACACACACACACACACACACACACACACACACAUGAGUACGCACACAGACACACACACACAUACACAAUACACACUCAUACAAUACACACACACAAUACACACACACACAUAGACACAUAGACACACAGACACACAGACACACACACACACACGGACACACAGACACACAGACACGCAAACACACACAGACACACACAAGACAUCUUCUGUCAAUGCUGGCGCGCUUAUGUGAGCGACCGCAGAUAUCAAGCCUGAGUUGUGUGUCUGUGUGCUAUACAAUAUUGUUCUGAUAGCCCGCUGAGCUAAAGCCUAGGCAUUAACUUGGGGAACGAAUGCAAUUCUUCAGGUCCCAGGAAAGCGGUUUAAAUGUUAAUCAUCCCACAAAUGUGGUUUGUUUAAUGAACCACUUCCAGUAUGUUACACUGAGACCAGCAAUGUGUCCCAUAGAAACAGUAUGUUACACUGAGACCAGCAAUGUGUCCCAUAGAAACAGUAUGUUACACUGGUAUAAUGUGUCCCAUAGAAACAGUAUGUUACACUGGUAUAAUGUGUCCCAUAGAAACAGUAUGUUACACUGAGACCAGCAAUGUGUCCCAUAGAAACAGUAUGAUGAAAGGGAAUGAAUGAGAAAACCCUGUGUGUCUAGAUCCAGGUGUUGCUUUUAGCAGGAACAACACAAUAACCGUCCGUCCGUUCUAGUCAUUGCAUUUCCGUGUGUGUGCCUGUGCCAUCCAUCUGUCUGUCCGUCAUCACUGCAGGGGAUGUGCCACUGGUCCAGCUCAACUAUACAGCCCUGUCUGUGGAGAGCCUGUUGGGAAUGGAAUAGAGAUAGAUAUCUUGGUGUUAAUGUGUCUGUCUGUGGAGAGCCUGUUGGGAAUGGAAUAGAGAUAGACAUCUUGGUGUGCCUGAUCCAUAUCCAACCCAGGUUGUCUGUCUAUGAACGACUGUGUUAGUCCGCUGAGCUAAAGCCUAUAGCUUUAACUUGGAUAACUAACACAACUCUUCAGGUCUCAGACAAGCGGGUUAAUUAUCACAGGAAUCCAUUACACUAGCACUAGGAAUGUGUGCCAUCCAUCUGUCAUCACAGCAGGGGACGUGCCAGUGGUCCAGCUCAACUUCACAGCCCUGUCUGUGGAGAGCCCGUUUGAGCGUCACGUGGUGGAGGGCUGUGUGAGAGAGACUCUGCUGGUGUUGCUGAGAGCCGUUGCCGCCGGACGCUCAGUCCUCUUCACCGUCCACGCCAUCGGAGAGCUGUCGUUCUGCCAGAGCAAAGUCAAGAUGAAGUUCUACCACGACUUUGUCACCGCCAUGGACGGCAGCGGGAAGCUGCUCCGGGCUCUCUCCAAUGUCAGUAGGGUGGAUUAGAUAUGUAAUGUAGAUAGUGUGUGUGUGGGGGAUGGGGAUUGGGUGGCGGUAGGGUGUGUGUGUGUGUGUGUGUGUGUACAGUAUGUGUGUGUUUGUACAGUAUGUGUGUGUUUGUGUGUGUUUGUCUGUGUGUGUGUGCGUGCAUGCGAGAGACAGAGAGAGAGCAGGUGUGUAUGAUUGUACAAGUGCAUCUGCGUUUGUAUUUGUGUUGAUGUCAAUCCUCCCUACUCCACUCUCUAUCCCAGAGACCUGGCACCAGCAACUCUCUCCUGUUUGGGAGAGGAUCCAGUAUACAGGGACCAGGGACCAGCAACACCAUCAUCCUCCCUAAGAUCUCCUCCGAACAGCGGGGGAAGGACUGGGGAGAGGAGGCCCCAGCCCAGGUCCAGACAAACUCAGACAGGAAGGAGGAGAAUGGUGGUGAGGGAGAGACAGUGGUGUAAUCUGGUCCUCUUAAAACCUUAAGGGUUUUUAUGGCCAAAUCUUGACGAUGGUUUGUAGUCUCUGUGGAUAUGUUUGGGCUCCUUGACUGAAACCCUGUGUUGGCUCCCUGACCUGAUAACCCUGGUUGGGCUCCCUUGACUUGAUAACCUGUGUUGGGCUCCCUUGACCUUGAUAACCCUGUGUUGGGCUCCCUUGACCUUGAUAACCCUGUGUUGGGCUCCCUUGACCUUGAUAACCCUGUGUUGGGCUCCCUUGACCUUGAUAACCCUGUGUUGGGCUCCCUUGACCUUGAUAACCCUGUGUUGGUCCUUGACUUGAUAACCCUGUGUUGGGUCCCUUGAACUGAUAACCCUGUGUUGGGUCCUUGACAUGAUAACCCUGUGUUGGGCUCCUGACUUGAUAACCCUGUUUGGGCUCCCUUGACUUGAUAACCCUGUGUUGGGCUCCCUUGACCUUGAUAACCCUGUGUUGGGCUCCCUUGACCUUGAUAACCCUGUGUUGGGCUCCCUUGGACCUUGAUAACCCUGUGUUGGGCUCCCUUGACCUUGAUAACCCUGUGUUGGGCUCCCUUGACCUUGAUAACCCUGUGUUGGGCUCCCUUGACCUUGAUAACCCUGUGUUGGGCUCCCUUGACCUUGAUAACCCGUGUGGAACAUACUAAGCUACAUAUUACCGUUAUAUGGUGGCGUCCCGCUCUAUUCUCCCCUUGUAUGUUACCAUGUUACCCAGAUGCGGGCUCCCUUGACCUGAACCCUGGCCCAGCAGUUAAGGGCUCUCACUUGACCUUGAAACCUCCAGCAGUGGACACACUACUACUGUACUUUCGGCCUCAAUGCUAACCGCAGCUAUUGUCGGCCUCCCUGCUAACCCCAGCUAUUGUAGGCCUCACUGCUAACCCCAGCUAUUGUCGGCCUCACUGCUAACCCCAGCUAUUGUCGGCCUCAAUGCUAACCCAGUUAUUGUCGGACUCACUGCUAACCCCAGCAUUGUCGGCCUCACUGCUAACCCCAGCUAUUGUCGGCCUCAAUGCUAACCCCAGCUAUUGUCAGCCUCAAUGCUAACCCAGCUAUUGUCGGCCUCAAUGCUAACCCCAGCUAUUGUCGGCCUCCUGCUAACCCCAGCUAUUGUCGGCCUCAAUGCUAACCCCAGCUAUUGUCGGCCUCAAUGCUAACCCCAGCUAUUGUCGGCCUCAAUGCUAACCCCAGCUAUUGUCGGCCUCCUGCUAACCCCAGCUAUUGUCGGCCUCCCUGCUAACCCCAGCUAUUGUUGGCUCAAUGCUAACCCCAGCUAUUGUCGGCCUCACUGCUACAUAUCCCACUGCCAUGGUGGACUCAUGUAACCCCAGCUAUCCGUGGCACCUCUACCAUGUUAUGUCGGCCUCAUCUAAAGUAGUGCCUACCACAUGCUAACCCAGCUUUGGCGCCUCAUGACUAACCGCAGACUAUUGUCGGCCCUCAAGCUGUAACCCCAGUCUAUGGUGGCCUCUCUAACCUGUUAAUCCGGACAGACCAAACCCUGUUCGGCUCACUCUAACCCAGCUUUGUCAGGCACCAAACCCUGGCUAACCCCAUAGACUUUAUCGGCUACACACUAAACCCAGCUAUGUCGCCUCUGCUAAACCGAACCAGACUACCAAUAACCUGUGGCUCUCUCUAACCCAGCUAAUGUCGGCCUAAUGCUAACACAACCCGGUUGUCUUCGCUCUAACUGUUAAUCAGACAGUAACACCAGACCUGGUUGCUCUCUCCCAAUCCUGUUAAUCCAGACAGAACUAAAUGGUUGCGCUCUCCUCUAAACCAGCUAUGUCGGACUCCAAUGCUAACCAACAACCUAUUGUUGGCUCUCCUGCUAACCUGUUAAUCCAGGACCAGUAACACAAAACCCUGCGUUGGUGCUCCUCAAACUGUACCAAGACAUAACACAACUGGUUGGUCUCCCUCUAAGACCCCGUUAUAUGCCAGGACUCCUAGUAACACAAGACCCUGGUUGGUCUCUCCUCUAACCAGCUGUUAAUCCAGACAGUAACACAAACCCUGGUUGCUCUCUCCACUAAACCUGUUAAUCAAGACAGUAACACAAAACCCUGGUUGGUCUCUCCUCUAAACCUGUUAAUCCAAGACAGUAACACAAAACCCUGGUUGGUCUCUCCUCUAAAGCUGUUAAUCCAGGACAGUAACACAAGACCCUGGUUGGUCUCUCCACUAAACCUGUUAAUCCAGGACAGUAACACAAAACCCUGGUUGGUCUCUCCUCUAAACCUGUUAAUCCAGGACAGUAACACAAAACCCUGGUUGGUCUCUCCUCUAAACCUGUUAAUCCAGGACAGUAACACAAAACCCUGGUUGGUCUCUCCUCUAAACCUGUUAAUCCAGGACAGUAACACAAAACCCUGGUUGGUCUCUCCUCUAAACCUGUUAAUCCAAGACAGUAACACAAAACCCUGGUUGGUCUCUCCUCUAAACCUGUUAAUCCAGGACAGUAACACAAAACCCUGGUUGGUCUCUCCUCUAAACCUGUUAAUCCAGACAGUAACACAACACCCUGGUUGGUCUCUCCAAAUCCAAGACAGUAACACAAAACCCUGGUUGUUCUCUCCACUAAACCUGUUAAUCCAGGACAGUAACACAAAACCCUGGUUGGUCUCUCCUCUAAACCUGUUAAUCCAGGACAGUAUCACAACACCCUGGUUGGUCUCUCCUCUAAACCUGUUAAUCCAGGACAGUAUCACAACACCCCACUCCCAGCCUACGGCGGAUUGCAUAAUGUAACAGAAAACCAGUUUGGAAACAAGUGUUUUAAUCAGCACUUCUAAGUGCUAUCCUCUAGGGAUCCAAUGUACAGUUGAAGUCAGAAAUGUACUUACACCUUAGCCAAAUACAUUUAAACUCAGUUUUUCACAAUUACUGACAUUUAAUCCUAGUAAAAAUUCCCUGUCUUAGCUUUUAUCCAAAGCGACUUACAGUCAUGUUUGCAUACCUUUUUACGUAUGGGUGGUACCGGGGAUCGAACCCACUACCCUGGCGUUACAAGUGCCAUUCACUACCAAUUGAGCUACAGAGGACCACCAUAAUAGUAGAUAUAAUUAUUUAUUUAAGCUUUUAUUUAUUUCAUCAAAUUCCCAGUGGGUCAGAAGUUUACAUACACUCAAUUAGUAUUUGGUAGCAUUGCCUUUAAAUUGUUUAACUUGGGUCAAACAUUUCGGGUAGCCUUCCACAAGCUUCCCACAAUAAAUUGGGUGAAUUUUGGCCCAUUCCUCCUGACAGAGCUGGUGUAACUGAGUCAGGUUUGUAGGCCUCCUUGCUCACACACGCUUUUUCAGUUCUGCCCUCAAAUGUUCUAUAGGAUUGAGGUCAGGGCUUUGUGAUGGCCACUCCAAUACCUUGACUUUGUUGUCCUUAAGCCAUUUUGCCACAACUUUGGAAGUAUGCUUGGGGUCAUUAUCCAUUUGGAAGACCCAUUUGCGACCAAGCUUUAACUUCCUGACUGAUGUCUUGAGAUGUUGCUUCAAUAUAUCCACAUAAUUUUCCUUCCUCAUGAUGCCAUCUAUUUUGUGAAGUGCACCAGGCCCUCCUGCAGCAAAGCACCCCCACAGCAUGAUGCUGCCACCCCCGUGCUUCACGGUUGGGAUGGUGUUCUUCGGCUUGCAAGCUCCCCCUUUUUCCUCCAAACAUAACGAUGGUCAUUAUGGCCAAACAGUUAUAUUUUUGUUUCAUCAGACCAGAGGACAUUUCUCCAAAAAGUAAGAUCUUUGUCCCAUGUAUGAACCAGACUUGUGGAGGUCUACAAUUCUUUUUCUGAGGUAUUGGCUUAUUUAUUUUGAUAUUCCCAUGAUGUCAAGCAAAGAGGCAAUGAGUUUGAAGGUAGGCCUUGAAAUACAUCCACAGGUACACCUCCAAUUGACUCAAAUGAUGUCAAUUAGCCUAUCAGAAGUUUCUAAAGCCAUGACAUCAUUUCCUGGAAUUUUCCAAGCUGUUUAAAGGCACAGUCAACUUAGUGUAUGUAAACUUCUGACCCACUGGAAUUGUGAUACAGUGAAUUAUAAGUGAAAUAAUCUGUCUCUAAACAAUUGUUGGAAAAAUUACUUGUGUCAUGCACAAAGUAGAUGUCCUAACCGACUUGCCAAAACUAUAGUUUGUUAACAAGAAAUUUGUGGAGUGGUUGAAAAACGAGUUUUAAUGACUCCAACCCAAGUGUAUGUAAACUUACGACUUCAACUGUAUAUCUAGUUGUAUAUGUUUUUCCCAAUAAUAAGUUAAAUUCAGUGAGUAACCUGGUAUGAGACCUGAAGAAUUGCAUUAGCUCUAUGACCCAAAAAUAAGUUAAAUUCAAUGAGUAGCCUUGACUAAGACCUGAAGACUUGUGUUAGCUCUCUGACCCAAUACCUAGGCUAUGUCCAAAUGAUCUCUCCUUCCUCCCAAAGUGUGCAACUUGUUCACUUCCCUUCACUGAUUUGAAAGGAAAAGACUGGUGUACGAAAUAUGGUGGAAACUCCCACUAGCCCCAUGCCUCCAACUCAAUGCUUUUAGAUUUAUGGGUAGUGAACAAGUUUCGCAGGAGCUAUUAUUGGAACGCACCCCUGGGCAAUCUGCAGGAGUCUAGGAGAGGGUACUUGUGUUACUGUCCUGGGGCAGUAGCUCCAUGAAUGAUGCAGCGCUCCCUGUGUGGGACAGUCCCUCACCUGUCACCACCUGAUCAUUCAGCCAGUGAGCCCUGAGCUGAGGGCCCUGAGGUUUGGCCUGCCCUGUACCCCCCACAGCGGCCCCGUGGCCCUGGGCUCUGAAACUAAACCCCUCUGGACGUUCCUCCGUCCAUACAGACACUGUCUGCAUCCCAAAUGGCACCCUUUUCCCUAUAUAGUGCACUACUUUUGGUCAAACGUAGUGCACUAUGGGAAUAGGGUGCCAUUUGGGGUACAUAACCAGAAGUAUUUUGGUCCCCCAAGACUGCGGUCGAAUAGCCCCUGAGCUGAAAGAUAACCCAGGACUGCGGUCGAAUAGCCCCUGAGCUGAAAGAUAACCCAGGACUGCGGUCGAAUAGCCCCUGAACUGAAAGAUAACCCAGGACUGCGGUCGAAUAGCCCCUGAGCUGAAAGAUAACCCAGGACUGCUAUCUGUUUCCAACCUGCUGUCCUGUAGGUCCACAGUGUCUAUCCUACCACUGCAGGGCGCUGCUCUGAAGCAGGGGAAGGUGAAGAGGGGGGACUCUCACCUGGACGUUCCCUGUGUCGACCACAACCGGGCUGGACAGGUGUGUGUGUGUGUGUGUGUGUGUGCCGGACACUCUGCUUUUGUGAGUGUGUGUGAGGGGUAUAAAUCAAUCAAUCAAUUCAUCAAUCAAUCAAUAACUGUGUGUUUCCCUAUAGGAGUUGUUACCUGUGUAUACAGUAUAACAUCACCUAUCCUUCCCUAUAGGAGUUGUUACCUGUGUAUACAGUAUAACAUCACCUAUCCUUCCCUAUAGGAGUUGUUACCUGUGUAUAUAACAUCACCUAUCCUUCCCUAUAGGAGUUGUUACCUGUGUAUAUAACAUCCCCUAUCCUUCCCUAUAGGAGUUGUUACCUGUGUAUAUAACAUCCCCUAUCCUUCCCUAUAGGAGUUGUGUUACCUGUGCAUGCAGCGUGCCCAGCGUAACAUCCCCCAUUACCUGGCAGAAGAGAGGCUGAGGGAACAGCAGGAGGAGGAGAGGGUGUUACUGCUCAACGAGCAGCGCAGAGACCAGUGCUACCUGCAGAGGGAGCAGGUGAGGCCAACACCACUCUGAUGAUGCUCUGACCAUGAGAUGAGGAACAUGUUACAUGUUGUCUUUUAUUCUGUGUCUUGGAAUGAUAAAUAGACAGAAUAGUCCUGGACUACAAACCAAUGGAAAGUCUGCAUUUGUACUUCUGUUUUAGUCCUGCAGUCAGAUUAAACUCAGUAGUCAGAUUAAACUCAGUAGUCAGAUUAAACUCAGUAGUGAGGUGACACUGAGCCUGUGUGUGGUCCCUCUGUGUGUGUGUGUGUGUGUGUGUGUGUGUGUGUGUGUGUGUGUGUGUGUGUGUGUGUGUGUGUGUUGUGCUUGUGUGUGGUGUGUGGUGUGUGUAUUUGUGAUGUGGUGUGGUGGUGUGUGUAUCUGUGAUGUGGGUGUGGUGGUGUGUGUAUCUGUGAUGUGGUGUGGUGGUGUGUGUAUCUGUGAUGUGGUGUGGUGGUGUGUGUAUCUGUGAUGUGGUGUGGUGGUGUGUGUAUCUGUGAUGUGGUGUGGGUGGUGUGUGUAUCUGUGAUGUGGUGUGGUGGUGUGUGUAUCUGUGAUAUGGUGUGGUGGUGUGUGUAUCUGUGAUGAUGGUGUGGUGGUGGUGUGUAUUCUGUGAUGUGGUGUGGUUGUGUGUGUGUAUCUGUGAUAUGGUGUGGUGGUGUGUGUAUCUGUGAUGUGGUGUGUGUGUGUAUCUGUGAUGUGGUGUGGUGGUGUGUGUAUCUGUGAUGUGGUGUGUGUGUGUAUCUGUGAUAUGGUGUGGUGGUGUGUGUAUCUGUGAUGGUGUGUGGUGUGUGUAUCUGUGAUGUGGUGUGUGUGUGUGUGUGUGUGUGUUAGGCGGACCGUCUGGAGAAACGUGAGAACAACCAGAAGGUGGCAGCGUUCAACCUGGGAGUGUCUGAAGCCAUGAAGGAGAAGAAGGUUGCUCGCUCCUCCCACUUCCAUGUGAGCCCAGGCCUUGUCCAAUCAGCACACUGUUCCUCAGGGGGUUUAAAUAUUCUAGAGUUCAAAUGGUUCACGGCUUUUCAGUUGCUGCAUUUAGCAUGCAUAGGUCUAUGCACAGUUGCAACACUUAGCCAAUGGUCUAAAGCAGGGCUGCCCAACCCUCUUCCUGGAGAUAUACUGUCCUGUAGGUUUUCAGUCCAACCCUAAUUUAGCAUAUCUGAUUCAGCUAGUUAAGGUCUUGUUGAGCAGCUAAUAAGUAGAAUCAGGUGUGUUAAAUUAGGGUUGAACUGAAAACCCACAGGACGGUAGAUGUACAGGAAGAGGGUUGGACUGAAAACCCACAGGACGGUAGAUGUACAGGAAGAGGGUUGGACUGAAAACCCACAGGACGGUAGAUGUACAGGAAGAGGGUUGGGCAGCCCUGGUGUAAACUAAUCAAUUAAUGAUGUUGUGAUGAUGUUGAACCCCCCCACUCACACACACCUCCUCCCCCCCACAGGGUUCGUACAUCUUCGGGGGCCGUCCCCUCACCCCUCCCAGGGUCCAUAAGCAGCGCGGCUACAUGAAGGAUCUGCGGGCCCAGGCGGAGUGGAGGGAGGACCAGGUCAGCAUGACUCAGCAGGAUCAGGAGCUCAUCGACCUGCUACACCAGGUCCAGCUGGCACAGGAGUAGGUGAUGGCACCCCAUUCCCUGUGUAGUGCACUACUCUGUUUUCUCCAGGGCUCUUCAGUGCACUAUAAAGGGAGUAGGGUGCCACAUCAAUAUGUUUGUCUAAGAGGAAGUGCACUUGUUGCCAUGCAGCCAUGUAAACAGGCCUGUGGUCUCUGCUGUACAUACAGAAGGCUGUGGUCAUUGUACAGCCUAUUGCUCAGUUUCUACAGUGUGUGAAUAGCUGUUGUGUGUCACAGAAUCACCUUGCAUAAGUCCCAGCAACUCCACCUGAAACAGAAGAACACUAGCUGCUACAAGAAAUCCCUGGAUAUACAGGUAAGAGGCUAUACUACAAUAUAUUCUAUAGCAUACCUAACAGACCAUACCUACCAGACCAGACCUACCAGACCUACCAGACCAGACCAGACCUACCAGACCAUACCUACCAGACCAGACCUACCAGACCCUACCUACCAGACCUAACAGACCCUACCUACCAGACCUACCACCAGACCUACCAGACCAGACCUACCAGACCAUACCUACCAGACCCUACCUACCAGACCUACCAGACCAGACCUAACAGACCCUACCUACCAGACCUACCAGACCAGACCUACCAGACCAGACAUAACAGACCCUACCAGACCAGACCUACCAGAUCAGACCCACCAGACCAGACUUACCAGACCAUACUUACCAGACCUACCAGACCAGACCAUACCUACAAGACCAUACCUACCAGACCUACCACCACCCACCACCAUACCUACCGACCAUACCUACCAGACCUACCAGACACCAGACCUACCACCACCUACGACCAUACCAUACUACCAGACAUACCUACCAGACAGACCUACCACCUACCUACCAGACCUACUACCAGACCUACCAGACAGACCUACCAGACCACCACCAUAGACCAACCUACCAGAGACAGACCUACCAGACCAACCUAUCAACCACCAACAGACUACCACCAGACCCAGACCUAACCAACCAGCCUAGACCAGACCUACCCAGACCACCAGACCUACAACUACCUAGAAAAAAAAUACCUACAGACAACCUACCAGACCAGACCUACAGACCAGACCUACAAUAAAGAAGGAUAGUCGAGCUAGCCGAAACUACAUACAGACGAAGACCCCAGAGAAUAAAGGAGGAAGAGGAGGUAAAAUGCAUGGUAAAGAAGGAUAGUCGAGCUAGACAUGAACUACAUAAAGACGAACAACAGAGAGAUAAAGGAGGAGAGUGCACAACAGCUCCUCUGUGGUGUCUAUUUCUAGUCCAGGUUGAACAGUAGUCCAGCUCCUCUGUGGUGUCUAUGUUCUAGUCCAGUUUGAACAGUAGUCCAGCUCCUCUGUGGUGUCUAUUCUAUCCAGGUUGAACAGUAGUCCAGCUCCUCUGUGGUGUCUAUUUCUAGUCCAGUUGAACAGUAGUCCAGCUCCUCUGUGGUGUCUAUUUCUAGUCCAGGUUGAACAGUAGUCCAGCUCCUCUGUGGUGUCUAUUUCUAGUCCAGGUUGAACAGUAGUCCAGCUCCUCUGUGGUGUCUAUGUCUAGUCCAGGUUGAACAGUAGUCCAGCUCCUCUGUGGUGUCUAUGUCUAGUCCAGGUUGAACAGUAGUCCAGCUCCUCUGUGGUGUCUAUUUCUAGUCCAGGUUGAACAGUAGUCCAGCUCCUCUGUGGUGUCUAUGUCUAGUCCAGGUUGAACAGUAGUCAAGCUCCUCUGUGGUAUCUUUUUCUAGUCCAGGUUGAACAGUAGUCCAGCUCCUCUGUGGUGUCUAUAUCUAAUCCAGGUUGAACAGUACUCCAGCUCCUCUGUGGUGUCUAUUUCUAGUCCAGGUUGAACAGUAGUCCAGCUCCUCUGUGGUGUCUAUGUCUAAUCCAGGUUGAACAGUAGUCCAGCUCCUAUGUGGUGUCUAUGUCUAGUCCAGGAUGAACAGUAGUCCAGCUCCUCUGUGGUGUCUAUGUCUAGUCCAGGUUGAACAGUAGUCCAGCUCAUCUGUGGUGUCUAUGUCUAGUCCAGGUUGAACAGUAGUCCAGCUCCUCUGUGGUGUCUAUUUCUAGUCCAGGUUGAACAGUAGUCAAGCUCCUCUGUGGUGUCUAUUCCUAGUCCAGGUUGAACAGUAGUCCAGCUCCUCUGUGGUGUAUAUUUCUAGUCCAGGUUGAACAGUAGUCCAGCUCCUCUGUGGUGUCUAUUUCUAGUCCAGGUUGAACAGUAAUCCAGCUCCUCUGUGGUGUCUAUGUCUAGUCCAGGUUGAACAGUAGUCCAGCUCCUCUGUGGUGUCUAUUUCUAGUCCAGGUUGAACAGUAGUCAAGCUCCUCUGUGGUGUCUAUUUCUAGUCCAGGUUGAACAGUAGUCCAGCUCCUCUGUGGUGUCUAUUUCUAGUCCAGGUUGAACAGUAGUCCAGCUCCUCUGUGGUGUCUAUGUCUAGUCCAGGUUGAACAGUAGUCCAGCUCCUCUGUGGUGUCUAUUUCUAGUCCAGGUUGAACAGUAGUCCAGCUCCUCUGUGGUGUCUAUUUCUAGUCCAGGUUGAACAGUAAUCCAGCUCGUCUGUGGUGUCUAUUUCUAGUCCAGGAUGAACAGUAGUCCAGCUCGUCUGUGGUGUCUAUUUCUAGUCCAGGUUGAACAGUAGUCCAGCUCCUCUGUGGUGUCUAUUUCUAGUCCAGGUUGAACAGUAGUCCAGCUCGUCUGUGGUGUCUAUUUCUAGUCCAGGUUGAACAGUAGUCCAGCUCCUCUGUGGUGUCUAUGUCUAAUCCAGGUUGAAUAGUAGUCCAGCUCCUCUGUGGUGUCUAUUUCUAGUCCAGGUUGAACAGUAGUCCAGCUCCUCUGUGGUGUCUAUGUCUAGUCCAGGUUGAACAGUAGUCCAGCUCCUCUGUGGUGUCUAUUUCUAGUCCAGGUUGAACAGUAGUCAAGCUCCUCUGUGGUGUCUAUGUCUAGUCCAGGUUGAACAGUAGUCCAGCUCCUCUGUGGUGUCUAUUUCUAGUCCAGGUUGAGUAGAAAACAAUCCCAGCACACUGGUGAUCUUCAUGCUCUGCUAAUCUAAUGGAUCUUAACCGAGAACAGGGAGGCAUAGUUGAGAUGAAAGGAGAGAUUCCAGUAGUUUUAGAUGACAGAUGAGUUUCCAGCAGUUAUAGAUGACAGAUGAGUUUCCAGUAGUUGUGAGCUCCUCCGUGAUUGUAAUCUUCACCCAGGUUGAGUAGAAAGGUAAUCUGAUGAUCUUGAUGCUCCACAAAUCUAACUGAUGUUAUUUAACUAACGUAUCUACCAGGUGGAGUGCCAGGGCACGGGCCUCCCAGCGCGCCAGCCCGACUCGGACGGCCCUGUGUUCGGCCAGCUGGACUGUACCCCUGCUGGGCUGUCAGAGCAGAGGCAGCGGGCGGAGAAGGUCUACCAGGAACAGCUGACCACGGCUAAUAACAAGAGAAAAGAGCAGCUCCUUAACCGCUGCACCAAACAGAAGAACGAGAGAGAGAUGCUCAACAGGAACAGGAAGGAGUGAGUGGAAGGGGGAAGGCAGGGGGGAGAGAGGUGUGGGGAAAGGGAGAGAGAGGGAGUAAUGGAGAGACGGGGGAGUGGGGAUGGUGAAAUUCUCCACUUGAAAUUCAGAAAGUGAGUGAAUAAAAUGAGAAUGCAGAAAAAAGUGUUAUGUGCAAUGGUUCAAGGUUAAAGGUUAAAGGCCAUUUUAUAUGAGAUGUCUUUUACAUAUGUUCUGUUUCUAUAUUUCCCCUCCCUCUCUCUCCUGGCAGACUGAUAAACGACCAUAUCAACCGCUUUGAGAAGCUGCAUAACCUGCGGGCCUCGCUGGAGGAGACCUGGAGACACAGCGCUGACCUGAAACGCCACCGAGACCGAGAGGAGAAGGAAUUCAUCAGGUAAUGUACUCAAAUCCCAACCUGGGUUAGCCCUAACCCUUCCAUGUUUACAGAUCUGGAAGUGGACACAAUAUUGUGGAAGCUUUCCCACUACACUGUUUAUACCUAUCCAGACCCUUCAGAUACACCACUACACUGUUUAUAUUCCAGACCUCAGAUACACACACAUGUUAUUAUCCGACCUUCAGAUACACCACUACACUGUUUAUAUCUAUCCAGACCCUUCAGAUACACACUACACUGUUUAUAUCUAUCCAGACCCUUCAGAUACACCACUACACUGUUUAUAUCUAUCCAGACCUCAUUCACCAAAGUUUAUCGACCUUUAUCACCACUACACUGUUUAUAUCCAUCCAGACCCUUCAGAUACACCACUACACUGUUUAGACAGACCCUUCAGAUACACCACUACACUGUUUAUAUCUAUCCAGACCCUUCAGAUCACCACUACACUGUUUAUAUCUAUCCAGACCCUUCAGAUACACCACUACACUGUUUAUACAGACCCUUCAUAUCACCACUACACUGUUUAUAUCUCAUCCAGACCCUUCAGAUACACCACUACACUGUUUAUACCUAUCCAGACCCUUCAGAUACACCACUACACUGUUUAUAUCUAUCCAGACCCUUCAGAUACACCACUACACUGUUUAUACUAUCCAGACCCUUCAGAUUCACCACUACACUGUUUAUACCUAUCCAGACCCUUCAGAUACACCACUACACUGUUUAUACUAUCCAGACCCUUCAGAUACACCACUACACUGUUUAGAUCCAGACCCUUCAGAUAUACCACUACACUGUUUAUACCUAUCCAGACCCUUCAGAUACACCACUACACUGUUUAUAUCUAUCCAGACCCUUCAGAUCACCACUACACUGUUUAUAUCUAUCCAGAGCCUUCAGAUCACCACUACACUGUUUAUAUCUAUCCAGACCUUCAGAUACACCACUACACUGUUUAUAUCUAUCAGACCCUUCAGAUACACCACUACACUGUUUAUAUCUAUCCAGACCCUUCAGAUACACCACUACACUGUUUAUAUCUAUCCAGACCCUUCAGAUAUACCACUACACUGUUUAUAUCUAUCCAGACCCUUCAGAUACACCACUACACUGUUUAUAUCUAUCCAGACCCUUCAGAUACACCACUACACUGUUUAUAUCUAUCAGACCCUUCAGAUAUACAUACAUGUUUAUAUCUAUCCAGACCCUUCAGAUAUACCACUACACUGUUUAUAUCUAUCCAGACCUUCAGUAUCAACCACUACAUUUUUAUACCUAUCCAGGACCCUUCAGUUUACCCACUACACUUAUAUUCCAACAGACCCUCAGAAUACCACUACACUGUUUAAGACAGACCCUUCAAAACACCACACGAACACUCAAUUUACCCUAAGUUUACAGACCCUUUCAGAUCACCACUACACUGAUAUACUAUCCAGACCUUCAAACACCACUACCUGGUUAUAUCUAUCCGACCCUUUAGAUAUACCACUCACUGUUUUAUCUAUCCAGACCCUUCAGAUACCACUCAGGUUAUACCAUCCGCUUGACCCCUCAGGGUUUAACAUUGACCCUUCAGUCACAGCAUCUGGUUUAUGCUUCCAGACCUCAAUAUACAACCCCGUUAUAUCUUCGACCCGAUACCACUCCUGGUUAUAUCUAUCCAGAUUCUUACGUGUACACUGUUUGAGAGAACCCUUCACAUCGCAUCGGGGUUGGGUCAGAGGGAAGGAAAAUAUGAUUUGGGACUCUGUGAUCAUCAUAUAUCACAUUCGAGUAUCCUGACUUAUUUUUCCUUUUGUAGUUACAGCUUAUCUAAAGGAUUAAUUGUUCCCUCAAAACCAAAUCCCAUAAGAAACAAAAGCAGUUUUUUUGAAUUUUUUGCAACUUUCUUUAAAAAAAACCCAGAACUAUCACAUUUACAUAAGUAUUCAGACCCUUUACUCAGUACUUUGUUGCAGCAAUUUUGGCAGCGAUUACAGCCACGAGUCUUCUUGGGUAUGACACUACAAGCUUGGCACACCUGUAUUUGGGAGUUUCUCCCAUUCUUCUCUGCAGAUCCUCUCAAGCUCUGUCAGGUUGGAUGGGGAGCAUCGCUGGACAGCUAUUUUCAGGUCUCUCCAGAGAUGUUUGAUCGGGUUCAAGUCCAGGCUCUGGCUGGGCCACUCAAGGACAUUCAGAGACUUGUCCCGAAGCCACUCCUGCGUUGUCUUGGCUGUGUGCUUAGGGUCGUUGUCCUGUUGGAAGGUGAACCUUCACCCCAGUCGGAGGUCCUGUGCGCUCUGGAGCAGGUUUUUAUCAAGGAUCUCUCUGUACUUUGCUCUGUUCAUCUUUCCCUCGAUCCUGACUAGUCUCCCAGUCCCUCCUGCUGAAAAACAUCCCCACAGCAUGAUGCUGCCACCACCAUGCUUCACAGUAGGGAUGGUGCCAGGGUUCCUCCAGAUGUGACGCUUGGCAUUCAGGCCAAAGAGUUCAAUCUUGGUUUUCAUCAGACCAGAGAAUCUUGUUUCUCAUGGUCUGAGAGUCCUUUCGGUGACUUUGGGCAAACUCCAAGCGGGCUGUCAUGUGCCUUUUACUGAGGAGUGGCUUCCGUCCUUCUGGAAGGGUCUCCCAUCUCCACAUUGGAACUCUGGAGCUCUGUCAGAGUGACCAUCGGGUUCUUGGUCACCUCCCUGACCAAGGCCCUUCUCCCCCGAUUGCUGAGUUUGGCCGGGAAGCCAGCUCUAGGAAGAGUCUUGGUGGUUCCAAACUUCUUCCAUUUAAGAAUGAUGGAGGCCACUGUGUUCUUGGGGACCUUCAAUGCUGCAGACAUUUUUUGGUCGCCUCCCCAGAUCUGUGCCUCAACACAAUCCUGUCUCGGAGCUCUCAACUGUGGGACCUUAUAUAGACAGGUGUGUGCCUUUCCAAAUCAUGUCCAAUCAAUUGAACACAGGUGGACUCCAAUCAAGUUGUAGAAACAUCUCAAGGAUGAUCAAUGGAAACAGGAUGCACCUGAGUUCAAUUUCAAGUCUCAUAGCAAGGGGUCUGAAUGCUUCUGUAAGUAAGGUAUUUCAGUUUUUUGCUAAAAUUUCUAAAAACCUGUUUUCACUUUGUCAUUAUGGGGUAUUGUGUGUAGAUUGAUGAGGGAAAAAAAUUAUUUAAUCCAUUUUAGAAUAAGGCUGUAACGUAACAAAAUUUGGAAAAAGUCAAGGGGUCUGAAUACUUUCCGAAUGCACUGUAGUUGACAUCUGCUGUCUGUACCACCACAUUCUGAUGUUGAUCUCUAAUGUCUCUGUCAGGUCUGGGAGCAGUCUGCUGAUUGACCAGUGUGAGCAGUACCGCCGCUGUUACCAGUGCAAGAGGAAGACAGAGAACUGUGGAGAGACAAACAUCUGGAAAGAGUCUCACUACAUGCCUGGCUCUCGCCUCAUGGUG